AUGCCUUCAUACAAGGAUUCUGACGAUUACAAGACCUACAAAGAAGGUCUUCUCCAGGGCGGCAAGAACCACCGCAUGGAGGAUCUUCCUCCCUUCGAGUUCAACGAGAUCAACUUCGCCGAAAUGCGUCGCGCCGCCGGCUUCCCUGCCAAGGGCAAGUGCACCUACUGCACCACUGCCCGCAAUGCUAAAUGUCCUCCCGCCCUUCGCGAUCAGGAAUGUGAGGUCUGGGCCCGCUUUGAGGAUGAUGAAGAAGAUGAGGCCUGA
Colletotrichum truncatum is the source of this 267-nucleotide messenger RNA. RefSeq lists its product as uncharacterized. The record is from RefSeq and is a predicted model, not a curated record. Lineage: Eukaryota; Fungi; Ascomycota; Sordariomycetes; Glomerellales; Glomerellaceae.